UUCAAAUCCGCCAAACAUUAAAAGCCUCAAGUGCGUUUGUUUUUUUUGUGUGUUGAUUUUUUGAUUGUUGCUCCAGUUGAGAGAAUGUGCGCGUUGUGGAGGAGUUUGCUAUGCUUGGGGCUCUGCUGCACUUACGUGGCAACUGCAACUGCAACUGCAACUGUAACUGGGGCUGGUGCUAAGCGCAUGCCGAGCAUAACCAGCGAUUUCAAGGCCAGCCGCAUCUAUGAAUCCUUUCGGUCAGCAGCAGCGCCAGCGCCAUCGGCACAUCGACUGCAGCGACGUUAUGUGAACGCAUCGGAUGAGCUGCCAGCUGCGGCGCGUUGGAUGAGAACGCGCACUGCCUCGUCGGACAUGCUGAGUCGCAAUAUCUCGAGCAUAUUGGAGAAUCUGCUGAAGCGCUAUGAGCAGUCGCAGCUGCCCACGCAUGGCCAGGGGCUGCCCACAGUGGUGCGCACAAAUAUUCUGAUACGCAGCAUGGGCCCCGUUUCGGAGCUGGACAUGGACUACUCCAUGGACUGUUACUUUCGCCAGUACUGGCGCGACAAGCGCUUGAGCUUCCAGGGCCCCAUCAAGAGCCUCUCGCUGAGCAUCAAAAUGCUGGACAAGAUCUGGCGUCCGGACACUUACUUCUACAAUGGCAAGCAUUCGCAUAUUCACACCAUCACUGUGCCCAACAAGCUGCUGCGUUUGGAUCAGGACGGCGGCAUACUCUACUCCAUGCGUUUAACCAUCAAGGCUACGUGCCCCAUGGAGCUGAAGAACUUUCCCAUGGACAGACAGUCCUGCCCACUCAUCAUUGGCAGCUGUAAGUUCUUGUCGGCUCGUCCCGCAAUGGCAAUGGCAAUAGCAAUUACAAUUGAAUUGAGACUCGUUUCGCUUGCAGAUGGCUACACCAAUCAGCAGCUGGUGUACGAAUGGCAGAACCAUGAUGAUGCUGUCUCCUUUGUGCCCGGCAUGACGCUCAAUCAGUUCGAUUUGAUUAGCAUGAUGCAUCGCAAUUUUACGUCCACGCGCCGUGAGGGCGACUUUUCUGUUCUGCAUGUGGCCUUCAAUCUCAAACGGCAUACGGGCUAUUUUCUGAUACAGGUCUAUGUGCCCUGCAUAUUGAUAGUGGUGCUCUCGUGGGUGUCCUUUUGGAUACAUCGCGAGGCCACAAGCGAUCGCGUAGGACUCUGUGUAACCGCCGUGCUAACACUGUCUACCAUAAGUCUGGACUCGCGCACGGAUCUGCCCAAGGUGAAGUAUGCCACGGCGCUCGACUGGUUUCUGCUGAUGAGUUUUCUCUACUGCAUUGCCACGUUGCUGGAGUUUGCGGGCGUGCACUACUUUACCAAGCUGGGCAGCGGCGAGAUUCCGCGCAUAGACGAUGAGUGGGAGGAUAUUGCAACACAUGGACACUAUGCAACGAAUGAGCAGGCGGAGAACGAUAUGGACGGCACUGAUGCGGAGGCCGAGGCGGAUGCCGAUGUCGAUGUCGAUGCCGAUGGCAUUGCGCUGGAAGAGGCCAGCGAUGUGGAGGACAGCGAGCCGGCCAACUCGGACAGCGAUGUGUUUGUCUUUGCGGAUCAUGAUACGCUGCACUGCGAGCUGCCACUGCCACUGCCCAAUGCCAGCUAUGUGAAGCGCAAUGCCUUCAGCUGUGCCAUCUACAAUCAUCCCACGCAAGCCGGCGCGCAUAUGUUUCCUAGAAUCUGCUCGCAUGCCUCGACCAUGGAGCGCACCACACAAACCGAGCCGCCAGCCGUCAGUCGCAUGCGUCAGAUGUGGCUUUGCCUCAAGGGCGAUCAAAAGUUUCGCAAGCAACGUGAGCGCGACGCAGCCGCGGAGAAGAGCGUCCAAGGGCGUGGCGCCGCCGGCUAUGUCAACAGCAUAUCGCUCAUCGAUCGCGUUGCACGCGUGGCCUUUCCCAUGACCUUUGCGCUCUUCAAUCUGCUCUACUGGCUGGCCUAUGGCAUGUACAAAAAGGAGUUCUCCUGGUCCAUGAUCAAGGCCUAAGGCGCAAUGCUGACUAUGAUGAUG
Molecule: messenger RNA, 2022 nt
Organism: Drosophila busckii
Lineage: Eukaryota; Metazoa; Arthropoda; Insecta; Diptera; Drosophilidae
Product: gamma-aminobutyric acid receptor alpha-like
Exons: 5
Coding region: 85-1998 (637 amino acids)
Biological process (GO): nervous system process; chemical synaptic transmission; monoatomic ion transmembrane transport
Cellular component (GO): synapse; neuron projection; membrane
Molecular function (GO): extracellular ligand-gated monoatomic ion channel activity; neurotransmitter receptor activity; GABA-A receptor activity
Source: RefSeq, a predicted model, not a curated record